AUGGAAAACUCGAAAACCUCGAAGGUGGCCUUGCGGUUCAGGCUCAGCCGAAUAUCGCUGAUGGCGCCAAAGAGGAUGUCCUUGCUGGCCAUCACCACCGCCACGGUGGCGGUUUUGAGGUUAAAGCUCAGCCUCAACGGCGUCAUCUCGACAUCCUUCACGGUGUGCGCAAUCGCGAAGGUCGCCUCCCGCUCGAUGAUCUCCAUCACGGUCUGGACGUCCUUGCCGUAA
Messenger RNA from Phytomonas sp. Hart1, 231 nucleotides. Lineage: Eukaryota; Euglenozoa; Kinetoplastea; Trypanosomatida; Trypanosomatidae. The record is from the annotation of a GenBank genome assembly.